Molecule: messenger RNA, 4166 nt
Organism: Copidosoma floridanum
Lineage: Eukaryota; Metazoa; Arthropoda; Insecta; Hymenoptera; Encyrtidae
Biological process (GO): hemocyte migration
Cellular component (GO): membrane
Molecular function (GO): growth factor activity
Source: RefSeq, a predicted model, not a curated record
CACACAUGGUGUGUCUGGCUCUCGCGAUCCAAGACGCGAUCGGCACCGGCUAUGCUCAGUCGUCCGCGACACCUUCGCCGCGCGCGAUACUCCGUGCAUACCGAUCGCCAGCUCCGUCCUCUUCGACCCGAGCAACAAAACUCCCCCUUAUAAACCCAUAAAUUUUUUUUUUUUGUUAAUCACGUCUUUUCCUUAUUUCUCCCCUUAUCACUCUCCAUUUUUACCAACAAAAGUCCCGGACUUUUUCCCGGUGCCGCGCGCCGAUUUUCGCUCAUCAUUCCGUCCAUCAGUGAUUUUUGGUGCCGUCGACAGUGAUUUGUCAAACAAGUGAUUAUACGUAUAAAAGACCCCUGCCUCCGCUGAUCGGUAUACUCUUUUCCCCGUCACCGACAAACACUGUUAUAUACGGAUACGAGCCAAAGCCGUGCGAUCCCCCCGAAAAAGCCAUGCGGCAGAACCGAUCUCUCCAUCCCAACCGGGUGUAAAAGAAGGAGGGGGGGGAGAAAAAAAAAUCAGUUGCACCGAGUCAGCAACAAUGUAAGCUCGAGCUCACGAGGAUCGGCGACAGGUAAAAAAGCGACGAAAGCAAAAAAGGGGAAGAGAAAGAGGAAAAAAAUCGGAUGUCUCCGCGGGCCAAGCAGCGCUGACGCGCCGCGAGGAUGUUCUCUCCCGGGUGGAGGCUGUUCCUCCUCCUGGUGUUGUUGUUGUUGUUGGUGGUGGGUGAGGCGCGCCGCCACGAGGAGCCAAGGCAUCACCGGCACCGCCAUCGCCACGAGCCCUCGGCGGAGUCGCGCUGGCACCGCUCGACGGCCCUCAGAAAGCGAGUCGAGCCCGAACCGCAGCCCCGGUCCCACGACGAGGACGACGCCAGUGACUUUGAUAGCUACGAGUACGAGGAGUACACCGACGAGGAGGAGGAGGACAGGGGACGCCUGGGCAGACGGGCCGCACAGCGGUGGGGCAGGUACGAGCCGUCGAGGCACCGCUCGAGGUACCGCGUAGGGCAGUACAGCCGCGCGGGCUACCGAUACCGUGGCGUCCCACGACACAGGCCACGGGUACAGGGCCACCCCGGGUGGUACUGGCCCAGCCAGCGCAGGUACAACAGCCAGAACCUCGUCGGUGGCGACGACGAUGCUAGCGGUAGCGACGAGGACAGCUACCAUCGGUACACCGGCAGACCGGCGCGCAAGAGACCGGCGGCUCACCCGGUAAACCGAAGACCGAAUCGGCGCUACACGCCGGAAAGUGACGAGGAGGAGGAGGAGGAGGAUGAUGAUGAUUACACCUACGAGGAAGAGGACGAAGAUACCAUGGAGGAGGAGGAGGAGGAGGGCGACCGAUCGAGGAGGCGGCUGAAGGGGCCGUCAAAGUGGGCCAGCAGCAAACUCGACGAGUGGACGAGGCUCACCAGGGUGGUGCCGGACCAGCUGAACGAGUCGCGCUCCUCGUACCACGAGCCCUCGGCCAAGAAGGGCAAGGACGGGUUUCCAGAGGAGGACGAGUACGAUGACGAGGAGGAGGUGUGGAGGGACGUGGACGGGGAGGACGAGGGGGACAACUCGCUCAAGACCUUCGACGACAUAAUCCGCAGACUGACGGGGGAGCGCGAGCCGACGACGACGAGCGCGACGGUGGCCAGGCGUGGGUAUCGCUCGAGCCCGGAGUCGGAGAGCUACCCGAAGCGCGACGUGUACGGGAACCUGAAGCUCUUCAAGACCAAUGGCUCGCGGGUCGUCGGGGCUGUUAGGAGCGAGGAAGCGGGGAGCCUCGUUGGUGGCUCGAAGAGGAAAAAGAGCCUCGGGCUCGAGGAUCGGGGUGAUCCGGCCAAGUGGGGAGGAGCCGAGGAGGCGCAGCUCGACAUCGAAUCGGAUUCCAUCGGUGACAAAAGCGAGGAGAAAAAAGUGACCACGACCCCGACGACCGUAGUUAGCCCAACUCCCUCGACCACCGUCGCGCCCAGCAGCACCACCACUUCGACGACGAGCACGUCACCGAGAACCACAACAACAACGACCACGACCACGAGCACGAAGACGUCGAUAACCCCAAGGCCAGGGGGGAGCAGUCGCAAGGAAAGCCCGGCUUACGAGGCGGCGUCCACGGGCUCGCAGUACAACGGCUACCAGGCGAAAAACGACUACCCGGCGAUGUCGGCCCACAGUGCGCUCAAGUGGCAGUACCUCGGGACCCGCGAAAGCGUCACCGAGACCCGCAACAACAUGCCGCAGUUCAGUAAGACCGGCAAAUCUGCCGAGAUGCACGCGGCUCACAGUCACGCGCUCCACGUGGCCAAGGAGGGCAGCUGUCAGUGGCCCCGGGCGAAAGUCGUGCCGGUACGCGAAGUCUACCCAAACUCGACGGCCACCUACAUUCCCCACUGCGCCAUCGUGCACCGCUGCUCCGACGACACCGGCUGCUGCAGGUCCGAGACCUUGACCUGCGAGGCCAAGCAAACCCACAACGUCGAGCUCUACUUUUACGUNACCCAUAUCCACGGUGCAACGGCAAUCGAGAAACUGUCUUUCACCAAUCACACCGAAUGUGAAUGCAUUGAAAGAAAGGAUCCCAGAGGCAGUGGAAGUGAUGAACCCAUGGGUCGUCGGCCCUUGAGAUCCCACUACCCUUCUUCCACGGUGCCCCAAAACGCGUUUAAUCUGACGCCACCAAAAAAGCCAUGUCGCUGUACAGCACAAUUCACACCGAAGAUUACGAACAAUGGACUGUGCGAGUGUAACUGUGCAGAAUACGACGCUCCCUGCAUAAGAAUACAGCAAGGCAAAGGCUUUUUAUCCGUCAACGACAGACUCUGUAUACGGAGCGAAAAGUGUACGAUGCCUAACUGCAUCUUCGGCGAGUACAUGAUUAGCCAAGGCAAGUGUCCGAGGAAAAAAGACAUAUUUGAGGCGGUCACGAAUCGACGCCCAGUUCUCAACCAGUAUCAUCACCGACGAAGUUAAACAUAUGGAAAACACAAAAAUAAAAAUGAAAGAGUAGCAUGAAACUAAAAAAUUAUUUAAUUAAAUAAAACGCAAGUGUGAUGAGCGAGUUCUGAAAUCGCACGAUGGGCUCGCCACUCACGUUUGUCAACGGACGGUGCCAUUUAUCUAAAUACUAUUUUUUAAUAUUCUUUCUGUAUCUUGUUCUACGCGCACGUGCAUAUAAUUUUUUCUAGCAUGCUUAUUGUCGAAUAAGAAGUGAAGAUGAAGAAAGUAUGCGCUUCGAGAGUGAUUGAUGUACAGUACGUGGGUUCUGCAUUGAACUACGUCAGUUUCAGUGACGGUAAAUUCCAUGUAAAGUCUACAUGAUUCAUCUAAUAUUAUUUAUUACUUACGUGUUAGUUUUACCGUUAUUAUUACUAAUAAACGUUGACUGCAAUGGUUAUUAAAAUCGUGAAGGUCAACGUCAGUUGAUCGAGUACGAUUUUUUUUUAGUUUCGAGUAUUUAAAUAUAAUUGAAGUUUUCAAUCAGACGUAGAUACGACCUUGAUAUCUUUUGACUCGGGUAGUAUUGUAAACAUUACAGCAGAAAUUUUGCAUGACACAGUGUUUAAAUGUUAUUUUCCGAUCUUGGGCGUUUUUGAGAGUCGGGUGUGCCCUCACUAGGAAAAAUACAAUUCGCCACUAAAUGAAAUCGCUCCGUGGCUACCUUACGUCACUCGGGCCCUGAUUCGCAGGUCCCUUGGGCCGCAAAAUAGCCCCAGAGACUACGGCACUUAUCCGAAAAUAACUACUAUAAAUUAUGUAAUAUGUUGUUUAGUUCAAAAUAAUGAGCAGUAUUCUGCAGUUUUUGUGAAAAAUUUACCCGAGUACCACGCGAAAAACAUUACCGAAGAAAAUAGUAGUUUUUGUCGGAUAAGUACCGUCGUCUCUGGGGCUACUUUGCGGCCUGAGGGACCUGCGAAGCAGAGCCCAAGGGACGUAAGGUAGCCCCGGAGCGAUGGCGCUUGUGUGGCGAAUUCUAUUUUUCCUACCGAGAGCACACCAGCCUCUCAAAAAUGCUCGAGGUAGGAAAAUGUCAUUAGGGUCUUCUUAGCUUUCUUUUUUUUUGUAUUCUUGCAUUUUUUGUACCAGUUUAUAAUCGAGUGAAGUGCGAAAGAAAAUUAAAGUCUAAUAAAAUAUUAUGCAUCCCGAAUAAUUAUACUCCCUCUCUGAUUUAAUAAUCAA